AAUUCAGGCAGUAGGUCGGACACCUCCUCUGGUCCUCAGUACAAACAGAGACAAGAUGGCGGCAGCAGCAUCACUAAUGCCGAACUUCGGACAGCAAAUUUCUUCUAAAAACGACCUGGUUCCGAACUGGACCAGCCAGGAAGUCAGCACCGGGACCACCAUCAUGGCGGUGGAGUACGAUGGAGGAGUGGUGAUUGGAGCUGACUCGCGCACCACCACAGGAGCUUACAUCGCCAACAGAGUGACGGACAAACUGACUCGUAUCCACGACCGGAUUUACUGCUGCAG
Molecule: messenger RNA, 288 nt
Organism: Austrofundulus limnaeus
Lineage: Eukaryota; Metazoa; Chordata; Actinopteri; Cyprinodontiformes; Rivulidae
Gene: psmb6
Product: proteasome 20S subunit beta 6
Cellular component (GO): proteasome core complex; cytoplasm
Molecular function (GO): threonine-type endopeptidase activity
Source: RefSeq, a predicted model, not a curated record